AUGAGGCUCUAUGAGGGACGAACCAGAUCCUUCCAGGCUCCAGUCACUGUUCAUAAUUAUCCGAGCAGCCACGUUUAUGUGUUUAGAAAUGGCCGAUCAGAUCAAGAUGAGUCAUCGGAGGAGGAAUCUGAAUUCAUGGAAUUACGUCCAAGGGGCAAGGAGCAGCAGAGAAGCAGUUCUUCCCAAGAGAGAGCUGGGGAUGUGGUGCUACUGGAACGAGAGCUCACCGAGGGCGAUAACCUUAACAAGCUAGCGCUGCAGUAUGGGUGUAAAGUUGCAGAUAUCAAACGUGUCAACAACUUCAUGUGUGAGCAGGACUUGUACGCUCUGAAGUCUAUCAAGAUUCCAGUCAAGGCCCAUGGGGUGUUAACGGAGACCAGCAAAGAGUUAAAACCUCCUCAGAAUGCACCUUCCUGGGCUGGAAUGACACUGAUUGAACUACCGGAGCCUGAUGAUGGAGCCACCACCAGCAGCAGCUCUGGUGAAAGCAGAUACCUGACUGACUACUUUAAGGGGAUUGACCAGACCAUUGAGGAUGUAGUGCAAUCCAAAAUCAAUUUAAAUGCAGAUUACUGCGUAGAAGCACCAAACUGCCCCCCAUCCAGUUCAGUGGGACAAAAGGAGCCCAGUAAUGGUGCAGACUGUGGAAUCCAGUGGUGGAAUGCAGUUUUUAUCAUGCUUCUGAUAGGAAUAGUCUUGCCAGUAUUUUAUAUUGUCUAUUUUAAAACACAACAGACUGGGGCGGCAGCCCAUAACUCAAACACAACCUUUGCCUCGAAUAGCUCAGCUCAUGAAUUGAGGGGGGAAUUGUCACACCACCUACCAGUCGUAGAAACCCCCAAAGCGAAGAUACAGCCCAGUACUGCCUCUCCGCCCAACACUGAUACCCAUAAACCAGUAACUCUGACCCUACUGGAUUCAGGUGGCUAACUUUUUUUUAAGUGAUCUUGACUGAACACAGGGUGAUGUGUUUUCUCUGAAUGAAUAAAGACGUUUUGUAGCUUAUCAUGUCCAACAGACAUUUGGCUCUGCGUUUAUCAACCCUUCCAAGGGAAAGUAGUUUGCCCCAAUUUACUCUUAUUUGUUUCAGGCACCUCUCAAGAGUAGCUUUGUCUAAAAAUCUGAACUAGGCAGACAUCAGAGUGUAUGGGUUAUUGAUUGGAAUGAUGCAAUCUAUUAGCACAUGAGAAGACACAUUUUGCAUGAACUGAGCAUUUUUUCCCCCACAACAACUUAAAACAACAUUUUUCAUUCUCUAGCAGAACCAAGUGGGUCCCGCAUGUUUAACCCUACGUGUGUCUUUCUAGCUUGAUAGACUAGCUCUGGUACAUGGCACUGUUAAAACUAAGCAGGAAACUGGAUACUCUUAUCAAUGACAGUAUUAAGCUAAAUUGAGCUAGGAUGACAGAGGGUCUUAGCCUGCUGUGAGCGCCAUGGAGGCAAGGAUCUGCCUGUGCAAGGAGGCCCUGUGACUUCAUUUGGGUUCCAUGCAGGUACCCAGAGCUCUCUGCAGGAACCGGCCCUUAGGUCAGUUAUUCCUCAGUAACAUCCUUUGCUCAACAGUGGUAGCAAAAGUUCUGUUCAGCUGCAGAGUCCAGCCUGCCAGCAACCUGCAGUGGCCGACUCGGCCUAAAGGCAUCUUGAGCAUAGCGUCACUAGUCAGCUCACUGUGCAAAGACAAAGGGAUUGCCAUCUCCAGCACUGUGUUUCAGUCUAAACGGUGUCCUUGCUCUUAGGAGCUUAAGGUAGAUGGAUUAAUGAGGAGUUUUCCAUUUUGUAUAGUAAUAAAAAGGGGAAACCACCCCCAGCUGUUUUAGGAGUUCAGGAGAAGCAUAACUUGUACCAACCUCGUGUAGGCUAAUUUUAGGGCCUGUAUAGUCAGUCAGCCAUGUUUCUGAUCACCCAUCUCCAUGCAGAGGUAAGGUCUCGUGCAUGAAUCCACAUGGUUGUGACAGAGCCUAAGCCGUUCUUGGUGCAUUCUGGUCUGUUGAACAGAGGCCCACAGGUUUCGGGUAUAUUUUGCAAAGAUUUGUUUACAGUAAAUGCUGAAUGUGUGGAAAGGUUCCUUACAGUAUAUGCGAUAAAUGUGGAUGAAGGCUAAGCUUUGGGUUGUUUGAAUCUGCAGUAAAAACCUCUGACUUGGUGUAGCCAUUUUAAAAAUAAAUUCAGAACCGUUUCUCAUGGCUAACCACUGCUAUAGACAUUGACAUUUUGAAGUUGUAGAAUUGAAAAUACUUUAGGAAACAUUGUGCAUAACGUAAGCAAAAUCCCCAUAACAUAUUGCCUAAAUCUAAGCUAACUUUCAGCACAGAGCAAAGUUUAAGGAAGUUGGACUUUCCCCAGGCCUAGAUACUGACAUCCGAAGAAGUGCAAUUAUAAUGCAUGUGUUUACCAGCUGGAUUGUCUUAAAGUCUACUAGCUGAAAUUAUGGUAUGAAAAGCACAAGGGUGCUGAAUGCAGAAGGUAGCUGGGUUCCACCCCCAACCCCCACCUAACUGAAAGAUGGUUAUAGAAUUAGUACUGUUGUAACAGGGUACAAAUCACAGAUUAAUAAGCUUUUGUGGGCUAUAGCCCACUUCAUCGGACGCAUAGAAUCCAGUCUAUGCAUCCAAUGAAGUGGGCUAUAGCCCACGAAAGCUUAUGCUCAAAUAAAUGUUAGACUCUAAGGUGCCACAAGUACUCCUGUUCUUUUUGUGGAUACAGACUAACAUGGCUGCUGCUCUGAAACAGAUUAAAAAAAUAGUCAUUAGAAAAUACAUAAAGGUUUAAAGCAAACUACAGAGAGAGGUUUUUUCCUCUCUCUUUCAAACACUCAGAUACCAGAGUCAAUAGUUUUAGAUGUAGUUAAUAACACAAAAUUAAUUAAGUAGAUAAAAGGAGGAAAUAGACUGAAAAAUAACUUUUGAAAUGAUUUGUCGAAUUAAGGAAUUGCCUUCUAUUGUCUUGUCACUAGAGGGCACUGUUGUCACAUAAAUACACAAGUCAAUGAGGCAAAAUGAAGGAAAUUCAGAUCUUAGUACUAGCUAUGUCUGUCCCAAAUUAAAAUAAGUGCUGAUGAAUAGUCUUAUCUAAGGUUCUGAGAUGGGUGUUGAAGUUAAGAGCUAGAAGUUCUGUCUUUAAGAUCAAUUAUGUCAGUAAUAAAGUCUUGCUGGCCUAAGGCAAAUGCAUGGACAGCAUUUGUGUUUAUAAUGACUCAAAUGAAAAAUGUAUCUGAAAAACUAGCUUCUUGCUGCAAAGGUAUCUGGGUACAAUGAGUAAAGUAAACAGACUCUUCUUGUGUUAAGUCACGGUACUGAUAAACAAAUAGUCUUCCUGCAGCAAGUAGGAAGCUCUUGUCAUGCUUCAAGGGAGCUUGAGGGAACAUAAUUUUUUUAAAGAAAUAACCUAAAGCAUCUGCUUUCUUAAAGCCAGCUGUAUCCAUUUUAAAAUAAUAUUAUAAUAAUAUUUUUCUUCUGUGAAGGAAAACUGGUCCCUUCUGUAGGUUAAUGUUACAUUUUUAAAUGAAGAAAAAUUCAAUAAAAGCACAAUAGGAGCUA
Molecule: messenger RNA, 3536 nt
Organism: Gopherus flavomarginatus (Mexican gopher tortoise)
Lineage: Eukaryota; Metazoa; Chordata; Testudines; Testudinidae
Gene: LYSMD4
Product: LysM domain containing 4
Exons: 2
Coding region: 1-930 (309 amino acids)
Source: RefSeq, a predicted model, not a curated record